Molecule: messenger RNA, 2138 nt
Organism: Onthophagus taurus
Lineage: Eukaryota; Metazoa; Arthropoda; Insecta; Coleoptera; Scarabaeidae
Source: RefSeq, a predicted model, not a curated record
UUACCAUCACCAAACACAUGCUUGCCAUUUAAAUUUUAACUGUCAUUCAUAAGUAUUUUAACCACCGUAAGCUGUAGAUCGGUAUAAUUUUCGUAAAAUAGCUGUAAUCUAACGUGUUUAAUCCUGUUGAUGUGUUAAAUAUUAAAUAUUUUGUGUGCAUAAUAAUCCCAAAAAGCAUGGAUUCAAGUCAGGACUCAACCAUGUUUUACACCCCUGAAAAAACCUCUCCAACAACUUCACAAAAUAACACGUGUUUUAAUGAAAGUUUUCACGAUGUUCAAGAUGGAAACUUGUUCUUUCAACCAACUCUUUUAUUUGAUAUUAGCAAUCGAAUGUCUUUAAUGUUACUUAAAAAUUUAGAUGAAAUUGAUAUUACCAGACAAUCGUUGGGGAUCACACAAGAUUUUAUGGGGCUCCCUAAAGGACCUAUUGAUGCAAGAAGAGAAUCGCUCGAUUUUUGUCGCGAAUCUUUAGGAAUUUUACCCCCUAGUGUUAUCGAUAACGAAUUUAAUGAUUCAUUUUUAUCAAUUAAUGUUAAUAAUAUUUUAAAUAAAAGGGUGGUACCUACAGAGGGUCAAAGUAUUUUACAAAACGUGGAUAAAAGUAAUUAUAUUGAGGUAUUACCUCCAACAGUAAUAUUGAAAGAAAAUGAAAUAGAAUUUAAUGAGAGUAAUAAAAAUUUGAAUGAUGCUGUGAUUACAUGUGAAGAGGAAUGGAAUGGUGUUGAAGAGGAUGAUAAAAAAUAUGAUGAUUUGGUGUUUAUGGAAGCGACACUUUUGGCUGAAAAAAUUAAAGAUACUUCUUUUUCUAGUGAAGAAAGUGUAAUUUGUUGUUUAGAGUCUAUAAGUCCACCGGAUUGGGAAAUAGAAAAUUAUGAAGAAAUAUGUGAUUUAAAGGAAUCUCAAAAAGAUGAUUCUCCAAUAAAAUGCAAUGCAUCUAAUUUAAGUAAUGAAUUAAUUCCGAAUAAAACAAAACCAUCAGAAUCUUAUGAAAAUGUGUCAAAAAUUCAUCACAAAUCAUAUUCAAGUCAAAUUUCAUGCACAAGUAACGUUUCUUCACAAGAUGCUAAAGAAGUUUUAGAAAAUUUAUCUGAUAUUCUUUCAAACGCAAACCUAAGCAAUGAUCAAAAAUCAGAAAGUCAAGAUCUUCUUGAUAUUUUAGCAGUAAUGUUGGGUACUAGUAGAACUUCAUCCAAAAAAGAAUCAUCAGAUGAUUCUGGGCACUCUUCAAUUGAAAACAAUCAAGCAAAUCAGACUGAAAUUAUAAAAGAAAAUACUGAUAUGGUUAAAAAAGAUGAAAAUAAAGUUAAAAUCAACAAAGCAGAAAUCAAUAAAGUUGAAGAUAAAAACAUACCUAUAGAUCUUUCUGUAACAGGAAGUAAAAGACCAUUACAUAAAAGAUUAGAACCUCCUGGACCUGCAAAGGUAUCACCAAUUCCUAAAGUUCUUAAAAAUUGUAGAAUUAAUAUUGCAAGUACAUUAAAAUCUUUUAAUGUUAAAUUAAAUCCUAAAAAAAAUGAAGAAAGAAAAAAAGGACCAUUAAAAGCUAUUUUACCAUUAGGAAAUAUGGCUAAAGUUUUGAGUAAACAAAAUAAUACUCCCAUAGCUUUGGGGUCUUCGCAUGGAAAUAAAAGUACUAGAACAAGCAAAAACGAUUCAAAUAUAGCUCCAGUAGCUCAAUCAACGCCAGAACAAACAAUUCAAAAUAGUCCAUCACAAUUACUAAAACGCAAGUUUUCUUGUCCUGUCUCUCCAUUAGCAAGACCAAAUUCUUCUAGAUUAGCAAGUUCUAAAGUGCCAAAACCUACAAUGUCCAGAACGAAGUCGUCUAAUGAAAUUACAACUGAAAAUCAAACUUUACACAGAUUACAAAGAAGUUUAAGUGCAACUGGGGUGGCGAAAGAUGUUAAGCCUUCUAUUUCUAAUUUAAGUCUAGACAAAAAACGUUUUAAAAGUCUUGGAAUAUCCAGGUACAGAAAAUCUACUGGAAAAGAGAAUGUGCCGCAAUAGAUUUUCAUUCAAUGGUUUUUUUAAAGAUAUACGUCCAUAUUCAAGUUGUGAUGAUUAAAGUACUUCUAUGAUUAUAAGAUUUUUUUUUUAAAUUGAUUUUAUCUCGAAAUAAACAUUAUUUUUCUAAUU